UUAUGAAUUGCAAUAUUGCAUAUAUGAUCUCUCUUUUCCUCUCAACCUUAGAAGCGUCAAGGAAACAGUAUUCAUAGCACUGGAGCCACGUUAAUGUUUUCACUGAUUUGCUUAAGCACCUUCUUGAACUCUAGUUUAAGAAAGAAGUAUUUAGCAGCAAGAGAUUAGAAAGAUAAAAUGUUUUUUUAUCUUUAACGUGCAGAAUUCAGGAUCAUUUCUUGAACGCAGGACUCUUGGUGUAGAGUCAGUAAUUACUCAAGACAGCAAAGAGGCCAAAGAUAUCACCAAUUACUCAUGGGGUUAUCAGGUAAUUAUCUGCUAAUAGAUAGCCUAAAUCAUUGAUGCUUUGCUCAUGUCAUAUAAUGUAUAAACCGCUAUUGAUAAUUUAACCAAAACUUUUUAAGACAUUACGUUUUCUGCCACAUUAAUCUACCAGCUUCAGAUUAUUCUUUAGUAGAGCAUUUCUAAGGCUGACAGUAAUUCACAAACCUAACCACCAUAAUUCUUUGACAAGUGAGUGCAAUUUAUAAUUAAGCUUUACACCAGUAUAAAACAUUUCCUUAAGGUUGGCUUAUUAGGGGAGAAGUUACAACUUUACUCAUUAGAAGGAUCAAAGAGUGCGUGCUGAUUGGAGCAGCUUAGGCUCUUCUCAACCGCUCACAUGGUACAAGUUUUUGAUGCACCCAAGGGUGAUGACCCUGUUGCAUUAAACCUUGGCUCCAUGGGAAAAGGUGAGGCUUGGGUUAAUGGACAAAGUAUCGGCCAAUAUUGGGUCUCAUUUCAAACGCUUGCAGGCAUUCCAUCACAAACUUGCUACAAUGUUCCAAGAUCAUUUCUCCAACCAGGGGACAAUUUACUAGUCUUAUUCGAAGAGGAAACUGGCAAUCCUCUUGACAUCACCUUAGACACUAUUUCAGUCUCAAAACCGCCAUUGAGAAAGUAAACUACUCUUCCUCUUUUUACACCAAGUUAUUACCUCCACAAACUAUAUUCUUAACAAAGAAAUUUUCAAGAUAUGAAGGAAUAACAUGUUGACCAAAACCAGACAAUUUAAAUUAGGAUAAUUGAUGAAAGGAGUCAAUGGACACCAUAUGUAAAAUUUCUUCAAAAAUUAA
Messenger RNA from Capsicum annuum, 1115 nucleotides. RefSeq names its product beta-galactosidase 16-like. Bases 662 to 943 code for a protein of 93 amino acids. The record is from RefSeq and is a predicted model, not a curated record. Gene Ontology annotation, biological process: carbohydrate metabolic process. The transcript is spliced from 3 exons. NCBI's taxonomy places the organism in Eukaryota, Viridiplantae, Streptophyta, Magnoliopsida, Solanales, Solanaceae. Gene Ontology annotation, cellular component: vacuole; cell wall. Gene Ontology annotation, molecular function: beta-galactosidase activity.